Spodoptera exigua (beet armyworm) is the source of this 1533-nucleotide messenger RNA. The record is from the annotation of a GenBank genome assembly. Lineage: Eukaryota; Metazoa; Arthropoda; Insecta; Lepidoptera; Noctuidae.
CUGCAAUUGACACUAAUCUCUUGACAAAUGAUCUCUCAAAAUAAUCAGCCAGCAGACACAUGAUUACAUGCCGGAUGAAAAGGUUAAAAGUGCUUAAAUUUUUAUAUAUUUAAAUUAAAAAAAACACUUAUUUGUAUUCAGCAUUGAAUAAAAGUGAUAUCAAGUUAUAGGAAUUCAGUAUUGCUAUUGGUUAGAACAAUGUUCAUAUACAUAUUUCUGUUUGUUUUCGUGUUGGGUGCCUUAGGAUUGGUGAUACAUUUUUCCUUAGAUAAGAAAGUAAUUUACAAAGAUUUGAAAAAUAAACACGUAGUAAUAACCGGUGGUUCAAGUGGUAUAGGGAAAUCAGCAGCGGUGGAAGCAGCCAGGCUCGGGGCUCAUGUCACUGUUAUUGGGCGUGACACUGGGAAGCUUUCGGCAGCUGUUGCGGAAAUAACUGCGAACUGUAGAGAUAAAAAUAACCAGAAAGUUCAAUACGUUGCAUUAGACGUUACCUCUGAUUAUAAAGCCAUAGAAAAAAGUUUUGUAUCCAUAGAAGAGAAACUAGGCCCUAUAUUCAUGUUAAUCAAUUGUGCUGGAAUGUGUAUCUGUGGCCAGUUUGAAAAAACUGAUCCCGAUGUGAUUAAACAAAUGGUUGAUCUCAAUUACUUUGGCACUGCAUACCCAACACGCUAUGUGCUACAAGGAAUGAAGAAAAGAAACGAGGGACUUAUUGUAUUUGUGAGUUCUGAAGCUGCAUUAAUUGGUAUUUAUGGCUACAGUGCUUAUAGUGCUGGAAAAUGGGCUGUGCGUGGUCUAGCAGAGUCGGUGAUCAUGGAACUUGUAGGAACUAAUGUAAGGUUGACUUUAGCCUUCCCACCCGACACUGACACUCCCGGCUUCAAGAAUGAGGAUCUGACUAAACCAGAGGAGACAAAACUUAUAUCAGGAACAGCCGGAUUGCAUUCACCUGAUGAUGUUGGCAAGCAAAUGAUUCAUGAUGCUCUAACUGGCAAGACCUACUCCGUCUACAGUGUCUCUGGUACACUACUGACACUCCUCUUUGGGGGUUCCAUAGAUAGCCCUAUGCAAGUAGUUUUACAAGUAUUGUCUCUUAGUGUUGUAAGAAUUAUUAUGGUUGGAAUAUUAUUAUCUUUUUAUAACAUUGUGAGAGAUGGACUUAAGAAGAAGAAUGAGGUUAAAACAAAGUAAUGUUUAUUAUUUGAAAGUAUUGGAAAGGUGGGUAUUUAGAUUUUAAAUAAUAUAAUAUAUUGAUCUUUCUUGCAAGCAAAUCCAAACUGAACAAUAUAAUUCUUAUAGAUACUAGAUUCAUUUUUAUAGAUAUUUGUAAAAAUAAAUGAAUGUAACAUAAUAAGUACUUUAUUUGUUAUUCAGAUGAUAUGCCAAAGUAUAAAUAGUUUUGAUAAUGUAUGCAACAUAAAUUUAUGUAUAAUUAUUUCUGAUAUAUGCUUAUUUUAAUUAGUACUUAAUUACAAACAUUUUAUUUUAAUAUUUAAGACUAUUUAAGUAUUUUAAGCAGUUAAUUCCAAUUACUUU